Molecule: messenger RNA, 3574 nt
Organism: Loxodonta africana (African savanna elephant)
Lineage: Eukaryota; Metazoa; Chordata; Mammalia; Proboscidea; Elephantidae
Gene: EDEM1
Product: ER degradation enhancing alpha-mannosidase like protein 1
Exons: 12
Coding region: 71-2044 (657 amino acids)
Biological process (GO): endoplasmic reticulum mannose trimming; carbohydrate metabolic process; mannose trimming involved in glycoprotein ERAD pathway
Cellular component (GO): membrane; endoplasmic reticulum
Molecular function (GO): calcium ion binding; mannosyl-oligosaccharide 1,2-alpha-mannosidase activity
Source: RefSeq, a predicted model, not a curated record
GACAGGGGGUGCAGUGGUCGGCGGGGAGGCCCCCGCGCUUUAAAAGAAUGCCCGCGGCGCCCGCGCGACCAUGCAAUGGCGAGCGCUUGUCCUGGGGCUGCUGCUCCUCCGGCUCGGCCUCCACGGGGUCCUGUGGCUCGUCUUCGGGCUGGGGCCCAGCAUGGGCUUCUACCAGCGCUUUCCGCUCAGCUUCGGCUUCCAGCGCCUGAGGGGCCCCGACGGCCUCGCGCCGCCCGAUUCGGGGCCCGCUGGCCGCCCCCGGGGGCCGUCGGGGCCGUCGUGGCUGCGGCCGCCGGUUCCCGAGGCGCCGGGCGGCCGGAGGAGGGCUCCGCGGCGCCCCGGGCCGGGCGUGUGCGGCUCGGCCCACUGGGGCUACGCGCUGGGCGACCGGGGCUGCGGCCCGGACGAGUACGAGAAGCGCUACAGCAGCGCCUUCCCGCCGCAGCUGAGAGCCCAGAUGCGCGACCUGGCGCGGGGCAUGUUCGCCUUCGGCUACGACAACUACAUGGCGCACGCCUUCCCCCAGGACGAGCUCAACCCCAUCCAUUGCCGCGGCCGGGGCCCGGACCGCGGGGACCCUUCAAAUCUGAAUAUCAAUGAUGUCCUGGGGAAUUACUCCUUGACUCUUGUUGAUGCCUUGGAUACUCUUGCAAUAAUGGGAAAUUCAUCCGAGUUCCAGAAAGCAGUCAAGUUAGUGAUCAACACAGUUUCAUUUGACAGAGAUUCCACCGUCCAAGUUUUUGAGGCCACAAUAAGGGUCCUGGGAAGCCUCCUUUCUGCCCACAGAAUAAUAACUGACUCCAAGCAGCCCUUCGGUGACAUGACCAUUAAGGACUAUGAUAAUGAAUUGCUGCACAUGGCUCACGACCUGGCUGUGCGACUCCUUCCUGCCUUUGAAAACACCAAGACAGGCAUCCCCUACCCUCGGGUGAAUCUAAAGACAGGUGUUCCCCCCGACAGCAAUAAUGAGACGUGCACAGCAGGAGCUGGUUCCCUCCUGGUGGAGUUUGGGAUUCUGAGCCGGCUGCUGGGGGACUCCACGUUUGAGUGGGUGGCUAGGCGAGCCGUGAAAGCCCUGUGGAACCUCCGGAGCAAUGACACAGGAUUAUUAGGCAAUGUUGUGAACAUUCAGACGGGCCACUGGGUUGGAAAGCAGAGUGGCUUGGGUGCUGGCCUGGACUCCUUCUAUGAAUACCUCUUGAAGUCUUACAUUCUUUUUGGAGAAAAAGAAGACCUAGAAAUGUUUAAUGCUGCAUAUCAGAGUAUUCAGAACUACUUAAGGAGAGGUCGGGAGGCCUGUAACGAAGGAGAGGGAGACCCCCCACUCUACGUCAAUGUGAACAUGUUUAGUGGGCAGCUGAUGAACACCUGGAUCGACUCUCUGCAGGCCUUCUUCCCUGGACUGCAGGUCCUAAUCGGAGAUGUGGAAGAUGCCAUCUGCCUGCACGCCUUUUACUAUGCCAUAUGGAAACGAUAUGGGGCCCUCCCCGAGAGGUAUAACUGGCAGCUACAGGCCCCUGAUGUUCUCUUCUACCCACUGAGACCAGAGUUAGUGGAGUCCACUUAUCUCCUCUAUCAGGCAACGAAGAAUCCCUUCUACCUCCAUGUAGGAAUGGAUAUUCUACAGAGUCUGGAAAAGUACACAAAAGUCAAGUGUGGAUAUGCCACGCUGCAUCACGUCAUUGACAAGUCCAAAGAGGACCGGAUGGAGAGCUUCUUCCUUAGUGAGACCUGCAAAUACUUGUAUCUGCUAUUUGAUGAGGAGAACCCAGUACACAAAUCUGGAACCAGAUACAUGUUUACAACCGAGGGACACGUUAUAUCUGUGGACAAACUUCUUCGGGAGUCACCCUGGAGGGAAUUCUUUUCUGAAGACGGCGAGCAGGACCAAGAGGGGAAACCCAUGCACAGGCCCAGGUCUCACGAUGUGAAAGUCGUCAACUCCAGCUCCAAUUGCAAUCGUGUUCCUGAUGAGAGGAGAUACUCCCUGCCCUUAAAGAGCAUCUACAUGCGGCAGAUUGACCAAAUGGUUGGCUUGGUUUGAUCUCCUGUCUUCCUGGUGGCCUCGCUUUAAGCCGGGCAUCAAUGGCUGACCCCACACCAUACAGAAAUCCAGUCUGAAGUGGAAGGAAGAGGACAGACAUCUGGCCAUCCAUGAUGGUGUCGGGAUUUCUGUCCAGCUGCUUACCCACAGAUCAUUAGUUCUUGCAUACUUUAGUGCUUCUCUUCUGUUAAGUAAAAUACCCCUGUUUUUCUCAAGGGUAUAAUUGGAAAUGAGAAGGUACUUGCAGAUUAGCCCCUUAGGAAAUGCUGGUGUUGUGAAGCACAGUUGAUGGGGCAUCUUUGGAUUGAUCGUCACAGUUUAAUACUGUAGAAUCCCAGUCUCCUCCCUUUGCCAGCACUCGCCAUGUCUGCAGUAUCGCUACCUCUCUGUUAGGGGAUCGUGAAUGAACUUCCACUGGAAAAAGGGCCGGAGGUAACCUUGGCAUCCCUUUCUGUUGCAUCGAAAAUGUCAUCCUGUCUGUCUCUCAUUGGAUAACUGUGCUCUGCCCCAGAUAGCCAACCAGUCUUUGAUCACAUGGGGAAGAAAGUCAUCCAAUGAUUCAUUUGUAUUCCCAAGUAAUCUUCACAGUGUUACAAACUAUUUGCUGAAGAAUAACGGCCUCAUCAGAAUUCUCACUGGCCGUCCCCUCAGUUCUCAUACCACAGGGUUAAGAAGUUAACCAGUAGGUCAUUGGGACAUCUUGCAUUUAUUUUAGAUAUGAACUUACCUGAGGAACUUCCAUAGUUCCAGAACCAGGUGCCUUUUCGGGAGAAAAAAUACCUAAGAUUGUCUGAGCCUUCGUCUGCCUCGUACUUAAUGCCUAAGGAGUCUCAGUUCUGACCGUGUUGGGGUUAGAAGUUUGUUACUUUUUUGUUUCAAGUGUCUAGUGCCAAUUAGCUGAGUCAGGGAGAAAAAAAUGGCCAAGACUUUCUCUCUUUGAUACAGGCUUUAGAUUAGUGCCUUAUACUAGUGUUGGUUUGGGUCACUGGAUGUCAAAGCUGCUGCUAGGGUUCCCAGAGGCUUGUUUUGUAUCACCACAUGGCGGGACCACAGUAAAAUGGGGAUGGAACUGAGUGUUGGUUAGGAAGGCUCCCGCAAAUGGCUUGGCCAGUCUUCACCUUUAAUCUGAUAUUUUAAGCAAGCAUAGACAAGGAUGAAGUUGUGCUAAAAUGCCUUCUUUCUUUUUUGUUACUUCCUUAGGCAGAAUGGAAAUAUCUUUCUUUGAGCUUAAGCUAAGUGCCCAUACAAAGGGAAGCUGCAUUUGAACCCCUAGUCUGGCUUCCGUGGGGCAUUGGAAGUAGAAAUGCAUCCCCAUGGAAGCACCACCGCAGCCUCCCAUAUAGUGUUUCUCACCUGCUGCUGUUUGCCCGCUUCAAAUGAUGUCAUUUUAGCCUGAAAGCUAGAAAUAAGUGCUGUCUAAGCCAUUGCAUUUUCAAUCAAAAGGGAGACAUUUUUAUUCCUUCUUGGAAAUUCAAGGGUUAUUCUUUUUUUAAAGUACAUAGAUUCUAAUUCAGUUCUUUGAGUUUUUUU